Molecule: messenger RNA, 822 nt
Organism: Pestalotiopsis fici W106-1
Lineage: Eukaryota; Fungi; Ascomycota; Sordariomycetes; Amphisphaeriales; Sporocadaceae
Exons: 3
Coding region: 1-822 (273 amino acids)
Source: RefSeq, a predicted model, not a curated record
AUGUUCACUGGCACGAUUCUUCUACUCGGCGGGACAGGCAAGGUUGCCUCAGAGAUUGCGCCCCUGCUACAUCCCACGUAUCCCGUCCUACUCGCAUCGCGCUCUGGCACGAGUCCCGACCCGGCCAAAUACGCUGGCGUCAAGUUUGACUGGGACGACAAACAGACGUGGGAGUCGACACUCUCAGCAGGACCGACUCCGGUCACUUCGGUGUGGAUCGUUCUUCCGACCGCACUGGAUCCUGCUCCCUUGGUGCGAGAGUUUAUCAACCUGGCCCGCGAGAAGGGAACCCUAAGAUUCGUGCUUCUCAGUUCGAGCCAGCUAGAUGAAGGCGUCGCAGCAUGGGGCCAAGUUCAUCAAUACCUCCGAGAGCUUGAGAAUUUUUCUACCCAGGAUCACCACAUCAAGUCCAUCAAGGAUGAGAAUAAAAUCUAUUCUGCAACAGGAUCAGGAAAAAUCCCCUGGGUCUCUACGCGCGACAUUGCAGCGGUUGCGCAUCAUGCACUUACAGAUCCUCAAGCACCCAAUAGUGACUCGCUAGUAUUGGGCGGACAACUAUAUACUUAUUCAGACCUGGCUGGUAUCUUCAGCAAAGUGCUGGGUCGAGAGAUUGUGUACCAAGAGCUCACGGAGAAAGAGCUUGCGGCGCGCCACUACUCAUUUAGCGUGCCAGAAAAGUAUGCUGAUGUGUUGGCAUCUCUUGACACAAAUAUUAAGAACGGAGGUGAAGAUCGGUUGAAUGAUGUCGUUUUGUCAGUGACGGGAGAAGAGCCCAGGACAUUUGAAGAUUUCGUUGAAAAGAAUAAGGCAGUUUGGCAGUGA